AUGGCAGAAGAACAACAUAAGGGUGAGGUUAGUAGUAACAUGGAAGUCAUAGCUGCUAUUCAAGAUAUGGCAAGUGCAAUAAGGGAAAAUCGCAAUGGUAAUCAUCAAGAAGGUAAUGAAGAACGAGUUAUGAGAAUACAAGGUGAAUUUCGUAAGGCUCGACCUCCUAUAUUCAAGGGUACCUUAGAUCCCAUGAUAGCUGAAGAAUGGUUGAGGCAAAUCAAGAGAACCUUGAAUAAUCAAAAAGUGCCGGAAGAUUUGAAAGUAAUUAUUUCAUGUACUUACUUGGAAGGUGCAGCUUAUCACUGGUGGGAAUCAGUUCUUGCUACUCCAGACACUGAAAUUACAACCUGGGAUGCAUUUGAAGUUAUUUUUCUUGAGAAAUAUUUCCCAGACACAGUAAAGCAAGCCAAGGCAAAAGAGUUUAUGUUUCUAUCUAAAGGGGAAAUGACAGUAGCUGAAUACCAAGGUAGAUUUGAGGAACUUAUGCGGUUUGCUCCAGGUAUUAUUCCCAAUGAGGCUACUAAAGCAAAGAAAUUUGAGGAAGGACUUAAUCCUGAGAUUAGGGAGAAAGUAUCGAUUCUAAAGUUAUUGAAAUAUUCAGAAGUGGUAGACUGA
Rosa chinensis is the source of this 618-nucleotide messenger RNA. RefSeq lists its product as uncharacterized. The transcript has a single exon. Bases 1 to 618 code for a protein of 205 amino acids. The record is from RefSeq and is a predicted model, not a curated record. Lineage: Eukaryota; Viridiplantae; Streptophyta; Magnoliopsida; Rosales; Rosaceae.